CUUGACGUUUUUUACAGCGUUUAUUUUCCCUAACGCAGCAGAGCAGAUGCGCGUUGUUCUUGUGCUGCGACUUUCAUAACAUUUUCACACAAGCCAGAAGACUAUGGAUUUUGGCGUGAUGUUGCUCACUGGAAUUGCACUUUACUUGCUUGUACAGUUUGUGCGCUUCAUAUUUGCGGACGCUGACUUGACCUUACUAUGGGCAACCUUGUUAGGGAGCAAGCCAGAGACCAAGUUGAAAGGACUGGUGGUGUGGGUCACAGGAGCCUCCAGUGGCAUAGGGGAGGAGCUGGCUUACCAACUAGCUGGAUGUGGGUCUCGUCUGAUUCUAUCAGCCCGGCGCGUGGAUCAGUUGGAUAGGGUGAAACUUCACUGUUUGGAGCGCUCCAACUUAAAAGAUAAGGAUAUUCUUGUUCUUCCACUUGAUUUGCUGGAGAGGGCAUCCCAUGAGGCAAAAACGAAAACUGCUAUCCAGCACUUUGGCAAUAUUGACAUCCUGAUUAACAAUGGUGGCCGCAGCCAGCGUUCUCUGUGCCUGGAGACCAGUGUGGAUGUGUACCAGGCACUGAUGGAGCUCAACUUCCUGGGCACGGUGUCACUUACCAAGCAGGUGUUGCCCCACAUGACGCAGCGAGGGUCGGGCAGUGUAGUUACUGUAAGCAGUGUGGUCGGCCUGGCUGGGGCACCCCUGGCAACCGGAUACUCUGCCAGUAAACACGCUCUUCAGGGCUUCUUCAAUUCUCUUCGAACGGAGCUGACCGAAUACCCAAGGAUACUCAUCAGCACAGUAUGUCCAGGGCCUGUACAGUCACAGAUAGUCCAGAACGCUUUCACAGAAGAAGUGGGAAAGGCCAUUCCCACUGCUGGGGACCAGCAACACAAGAUGGCCACUAGUCGUUGUGUGCGUCUCAUCCUGGUGGGUAUAGCCAAUGGCACCAAGGAGAUGUGGAUCGCCCAGCAGCCCUUUCUGCUGUUCUACUAUGUGUGGCAGUAUGCUCCCACCUGGGCCUGGUUCAUCACUGAUGUGCUGGGCAGGAAGAGGGUGCAGAACUUCAAGGCUGGCCUGGAUGCAGACUCUGCUUACUUCACAAAGCCAAAGCCCAAGUCUUCCUGAAAGGCAUUCCAAAUGCUUGAGCUCCACCUUAAAAUGGGUUAAUUGCUUCCAGGUUCAAGCUGUCUCCUUUUUAGCUGAAAGGAAAAUGUUUUAGGACAGCCCUCUUCACAAAGCAUAAGGAUGAGGGUGGAAAUAGAAACAUUGAAGUUUUUCCUCCUGUCACCUAUGAAAUUAGGAUGUGUCCAGGCUGACUCAGUUAAUGGAGAAAAAAGUAUUUCAGAAUAAGGAGGAACAUUAAAAUUGAUUGUCUGAUAGGUGGAGUAUAAUUAAUGCACUCCCCACAGAUCUGUGAUGAAUGUCUAUAGCACUGACCAAUCUCGAGUAAAUAAUGGACUCUCAGGUUUCUUUGAAAACUUUAAGUAUAUACAAAUACACACCAUACACAAAUCAGUAUACAGUAUGUACAAGAGAACAUUAGUUAUUAAAUUAAUCUGUUUGUCUUAAAUAAGUGAAAGGUAAACAAAAUUAUGCAAAAUAAUUACUAACCACAUUACAAAGACACAUCCUUGAAUUUAACACUUCAUAAUAAAAAAAAUAAGCUAAAUAUUUGUCCCUUUUUGCCUUUGGGAGCAUUACAUAACAGCAUUUGCUAAAUAAGUUUAUUAUGAAAUUGGAAGCACUGUGUUGGCUGUCCUCUUCGGGGGAAGGUGGUUGUAACUGAUCAAAUGUUUAAGUUUGAUAAACUACAAAAAUUACAUUUCAUUUACACAAGUGAUUCAACGCUUUGUUCCAGAAUGUGAAUUAAAAAAAUAUUCUGAACAAUUAUGUCCCUUGUAAAUAUUUUUUCCAGAAAGCUCACAUUUCAUUGUUUGAACUAGUACCACACAUUUGGUAAUUCAUACAAGAAAACUGACAAAUAUUUUGGACAUAAGUAUUGUGCUGUCGCUCUUGCAUGAAGGACACCAUUUGUUUUAAUCUGCCUUCCAGGUGCCCUCCUACGAUACAGGACUAGGCAACUAGAUUCAGCAGCGGGACGAUUUUAGCCGGGGGGACGCAAAAUAAUUAUAACUGCAAAUUGACCACAACUAAGCCCAAUAAAAGAUUGCAUUUAGAAAAAAUA
This is a messenger RNA of Coregonus clupeaformis (lake whitefish), 2174 nucleotides long. Its product is annotated as dehydrogenase/reductase SDR family member 7-like. The transcript is spliced from 7 exons. NCBI's taxonomy places the organism in Eukaryota, Metazoa, Chordata, Actinopteri, Salmoniformes, Salmonidae. The record is from RefSeq and is a predicted model, not a curated record. Gene Ontology annotation, molecular function: oxidoreductase activity. Bases 104 to 1114 code for a protein of 336 amino acids.